Messenger RNA from Andrographis paniculata, 1151 nucleotides. Its product is annotated as pectin acetylesterase 8-like. Bases 211 to 1107 code for a protein of 298 amino acids. Lineage: Eukaryota; Viridiplantae; Streptophyta; Magnoliopsida; Lamiales; Acanthaceae. Gene Ontology annotation, biological process: cell wall organization. The transcript is spliced from 10 exons. The record is from RefSeq and is a predicted model, not a curated record. Gene Ontology annotation, cellular component: plant-type cell wall. Gene Ontology annotation, molecular function: pectin acetylesterase activity.
UCGAUAUUGAGGUGUAUUUAAUUAUUUUGGAACUUUUGCCAAACUAAAUAAACAUUAUCAUAUGAGCUUAAUUAAAUUAGUUAGCUAUGUGUUUUGUGGAUUAAAUCAAUUAGUUGAAUGUCAUUUUCAUAUAUAUAGGGAGGAGGAUGGUGUAAUAAUGUGACAAGUUGCCUUGCUCGAAAGGGGACCCGAUUGGGUUCCUCGAACCAAAUGGUUAAGCAGCUUGCUUUUUCUGCAAUUCUUGGCAAUGAACAACGAUUUAAUCCCGACUUCUACAAUUGGAAUAGAGUCCGUGUUCGAUAUUGUGAUGGAUCAUCGUUCACCGGCGACAUAGAAGCCGUCAAUCCUAAAACUAAACUUUACCACAGAGGGGCGAGGAUCUUUGUUGCCAUCAUGGAAGACUUAUUGGCCAAAGGAAUGAAAAGUGCUAAAAAUGCAAUUCUAACCGGAUGCUCUGCCGGUGGAUUAGCAUCGAUGCUUCAUUGCGAUAACUUCAAGUCUCUUUUCACCACACACACCAAAGUGAAGUGCCUUUCCGAUGCUGGUUUUUUUAUUAAUGCGAAAGAUAUUUCAGGGGCACCUCACAUUGAAAGAUACUUCCAAGAUAUUGUUACUACACAUGGCUCAUGGAAGAAUUUGCCCAAAUUAUGUACCUCAAGAUUGAAGCCGAAUUUGUGCUUUUUUCCACAAAACUUCGCCGGAGGAAUACGCACUCCACUUUUCAUUAUAAAUGCUGCCUACGAUUCAUGGCAGGUGAGGAAUACUUUGGUGCCCGUCGAUGCAGAUUUGCAUGGUGCUUGGCGCAUUUGCCGGGGAGACAUUACCAAAUGCUCGCCGGCUCAGCUUCGGACAUUACAAGGGUUCAGGUCGGAGUUUAUAAAUGCAGUGAAUGGAUUAGGGCAUUCUACUUCGAGAGGCUACUUCAUCAAUUCUUGUUUUACUCAUUGUCAAUCCGUCUUCCAAGAUUCUUGGUUUACCAACAAUUCCCCGUCUUUAGAUGGCAAGACAAUUGCCAAAGCAGCUGGGGAUUGGUUUUACGACACAAGUUCAUUUCAGAAGAUUGACUGUCCCUAUCCUUGUGAUAAAAACUGCCACAACCGGAUUUGAAAUUGAUCCUUGCAAAACAGAAUGAUGAAACAAUAAAUAUAACG